AUUAAGUUUCCUGAAUUGCGCUUUUUGAUGCUAUAAUCUUUGUCUGAAUUUGUUGGAUUUUACAUCGAUGGCGCAUCAACAGGAGAGCAAAUGCAAAGUAGGAAGCCCAAUGCACUCUUUGGUGAAAAGGUGAUAGUUUCCAAAUUAGAGAGAAUGGAGCUGUCUUCAAUCAACAUAACAAACUUAUGGAGUGACCAAUCUUUAACAAGCUUUCGAAAUUUGAUCCACUUAUAUGUGAAUGAUUGUUGGAAUUUGCAUUACCUACUUUCCAUUUCCAUGUCCAAAAGUCUGAUGAAUCUUCAAAGCCUUUUCGUUAGUGAAUGUGGGAUGAUGGAGAGCAUAUUUGAGGAAGCUAGUAUAAUCGUCAAUGAGGAAAGCAUCUUUCCAAAGUUGAAGAAUAUCAACUUGAGAAACAUGAAGAGAUUGAGAAAGAUAUGGGCCGAAUUUCCUUUACAUUCCUUUGGAAAACUAGAUGCAUUGAUCAUUGAGGAGUGUAAUAAACUUGAAAAUGUUUUUCCUUCCUACAUGGUUGGCAAAUUUCGGAGUCUAUGCAACUUGAACGUUACUAAUUGCAAGUCGAUGAAAGAGAUAUUUGACCUUAAAGGUCGCGAAAAACCUGAUGCUGAGGAUAUGACCAACUUGCAAAAUCUUCUUGUAAAAAAUCUGCCAAAUUUGGAGCAUGUAUGGAACAAAGACCCAGAAGAGAUUCUUAACUUCAAAAAUUUGAAAAAGAUAUGGGUUCAGGAAUGUGUAAAAUUAAAACAUAUAUUUCCAGUUUCUUUGGCCAAGGGUCUUAAAAAACUUGAAUACCUUGAGGUCCAAAAUUGUGGUCAGCUGGAAAAAAUUGUUUCCAUGGGAGAAACAAACAACUUGAGUAGCGUUUCAUUUGAAUUUCCCAAACUAACCACCGUUAGAUUUUCAAAUCUACCGAACCUUGAGAGUUUCUAUGGGGAUGAGCAUAAACUUUGUUGUUCAACACUGAAUAACUUGUGUGUAGAACUUUGUCAGAAGCUCGAACUUUUCAGAAAAGUAAAGGAAAAUCCAGAAAUAAAUCCAGUCUUCUUGCCUAAAGAGGAAAUCUACAACUUGAAGUCCAUGCAAAUAGAGCCACACAAUGCAGAUUUGUUAAAGACAUAUAUCGGGGACUACCGGAUGUACAACUUAGAAGAGUUUCAACUAUCUAGAUUACAGGAUUGUGAGAUUCUAUAUUUUUUCCUCCACAGAAAUCCUAAUCUAAAAAGCCUAUUGAUGAGUAAUUGUUUCUUUGAGCAAUUAGUGCAUCCAAGACGCUUUGCUGAAGAAAAUUUGGGGGUUGUUCCGAAGCUCAAAAGCUUGAAGUUAAUGAACUUACGUUCACUUAAGAUGAUAGGCUUUGAAGAAGACAGAGUUCUCUUUCAAAGGUUAGAAUAUUUGAUUUUAGAGGAAUGUCCAUGUCUAGACACCCUUGCGCCUUCUUCAAUAUCUUUCACUUACUUGACAAAUCUGGAAGUGAGUAAUUGUAAUAAAUUAAGAUAUUUAAUAACACCAUCAACUGCAAAAAGCUUGGUUCAACUCACCACUAUGAAGGUAAUUCAAUGUGAAUCAAUGAAGACCGUUGUGUUAGAGCAAGAAAAUGAAGAACAAAUUAUUAACGAACUAUUGAAGAAAAAAAAGGCUAGUACUACUAACAGAGUAUUGAUGGAAACAAAGCCAGCAAUUGUUUUCAGACAAUUGAAGGAAAUAGAACUCGUAGCACUUCAUUCACUUGAAAGGUUUAAUAGUUCCAUUCAUUACGCCUUUGAGUUUCCAUCGUUGGAAAAAGUUGUAGCGAGUGAAUGUGGCAAAAUGAAAAGCUUCACCUUUUCUGAAAAAGACGAGGCUCCAAUUUUGCGACAAAUAUGUGUUAGAUAUGGAACGGAGGAAAAAAUAUAUUAUUGCAAAGGUGAUUUAAAUGCCACGAUAAAUGACUUGUACCAGACUCGGGCUCUCGAUCCAGAUCACAUGGUCGCUUCCAAUGCUUAUGGAGCACUCGAGAGCCUUCGACUGAAGAUUUUGAAGCUGGUUAAUUGUGAACUUGAAUCGCAUGCUAUUCCAACUGCUGUUUUCCCUAGUUUAAAAAACUUAGAGGAAUUGGAAGUACGUAACACCAAUGUAGAAGUAAUAUUUGGUAUGCAGGAGACAGAGCUGAAGGAUUAUCCCUUUCCGUUGAAGAAAUUGACUUUGGUUGACCUGCCAAAAUUGAUACAAGUAUGGGAUAAGGAUCGUGAAGUAAUGCUCAGUUUUCUAAAUUUGCAGCAAGUACUUGUUACUCAUUGUGAAAGGCUGAAAACUCUAUUUCCUUUAGAGCAAGCUAUAAGAGUUGAGAAACUCAAGACACUUGAAAUAAGGCAGUGUGAAAUGUUUCAAGAAAUUGUUGAAGAGGGGAAUGCUAUUACCGAAGCAACAACAGAAUUUUCAUUUCCUCGUUUAACCUCACUGAAUCUGUGUAUGUUGCCACAACUCACCUGCUUUUAUCCUGGAAGAUUUACUCUGGAAUGCCCUGACUUAAAUCAUUUAGAGGUGUUGUUUUGUGAUAAAUUGAAGACAUUUCAAAAUCAACAACAAGAGCCACAAACCUCUACUUCAGUUAAUAAGCAACCCCUUUUCUCGGAAGGAAAGACUAAUUUCGUUCUGGAGUCACUGAAGCUCGAUUGGGAAAACACUAGGAUGCUAUUGCUAUGCAACAAAAAUUUUCUGAGAGACAUGCUUCAUAAAUUAGUUGAACUUGAGCUGGAUUUUAAAGAUGUCCAGGAGGUACCGAGUUUUCUCGUUGAGAUACUUGUGAAGAUACUUGUGAAGCCAUCCAAUUUAGAGUGUCUUAAAAUAAGUGGAUUCAGUUUUCUUGAGUUGUUCCCCUCUCAACCUGAACAAAGUGACAGUGACACCACAGUGCACAGAUACUCGACGACCUUGUCCCUUGUCUGUCUGCACAAGUUAUGUGUUUCCUCGUGUCCUCGUUUGACAACAUUAGUACAUUCUGCAUUGUCAUUCUCCAAUCUAAAUCAAUUAUCUAUAAAAGAUUGCCAAGAAUUGAAGUACUUAUUUACAUCCUCAACUGCAAGAACGUUAGUUCAUCUUGAAGAGAUGUCCAUAAUGCAAUGUGAAUUAGUGGAAGUAAUAUUGGCAAAAGGGCUAGAAGAAACUACUUUAGAGGUGAUAAGAUUUGAGCGACUCAACACUAUAAUUCUACAUUCCUUAUCAAGCCUGUCAUGUUUUUAUUCAGGCAGUCACACACUGCUAUUAUCAUCUCUGAUAAGAGUGAUCAUAUGGGAAUGCCCCAACAUGAAGAUUUUCUCCCAAGGACUCAUAGAUGCCAAAUACGAUUUGGGAAUUCAAGUCUCGUUGGAUCCAAAUGAGGAAUAUUUGUUCUUCCACCACGAUCUUAACACCCCUGUGAAGGGGACGUUCCAACAACAGGAGUUUUUUGACGCCAUUCUCAAGACUCGAUAUUCUUCGGAUUCUUGGCUACAAGCAGACCAUGUCGGUAAUGUUUCUGUUGGUAUACAAAACCAAUGGUUGCGCAAUUUAGGAACUUUGAAUCUGGAUAAGUGGAUUUUACCAUAUGUAAUUCCAUCUGUUAUUCUUCAUCUUCUAAACAACUUAGAAGCAGUGCAAGUAGGAAAUAACAACAAAGUAGAGGUCAUUUUUUAUAUGAAUGACACAGAAAUUAUGGGAACACCAUCCCGAUUGAAGAAAUUGACUUUUCAAAAGCUAUCGGGGCUGAGGCAUGUUUGGGGAAAAAAUAGUGAAGGACUUCUUUCCGUGUUUCCAAAUCUGGAAGAGGUCGUUGUUAGGGAAUGUGAGAACCUUCAAACUUUAUUUCCUACUUCCCAAGCAAAACAUCUAAAGAAGCUUAGAAAACUUGAAAUAGGAUCUUGCCAUAAAUUGCAAGAAAUUGUUCAAAGGGAAGAAGACACUCCAACAAACAAAACAGAACAAUUUGUGUUCCCCCUUCUAGAGAAGUUGGAUCUUUCUGGCAUGCCACAACUCGCUUACUUUUACCCUCAAACAUUCACUCUCGAAUGCCCCGCCUUACAAAUUUUAUCAGUGUUGGAUUGUGAUGAGUUAGAAUUAUUUCAAACCACACGUUUCAUGGGUGAGAGUGAAGGUGAAGGUACGAGUUCUUCAAAUCUAAAGGUCAUUUCCAACUUGAAAGAAUUGAGACUUGAUUGGAAACACAUCUUGGAAUCAAGCUUAAGGUUUAGGUCAGGGGAUUUUAUGGAAGGCCUCAAAUAUUUAAAUGAAAUUAGCCUGCACUUUGGCGCUGUUAAGAAUGAGAGGCCUAUAUGGCUCAUUGAAUUACUCCGAAAGACACCAAAUUUAAUGAAAAUGAGUAUAAGCCGUCGUUGUAAUCCCGAGAUAUUCUUUGCUGCAAACCACAAAAUUGAUGAGGGAAUGCUUGGACAGUUAAAAAUAUUGGAACUUCGUCAAGUAUCUGAGCUCCAGUUCAUCAAGUCAAAGGACUCAUCAUGGAGAAACACAAUCUUUGAGAAUAUCCAAGACUUGAAUGUUGUCGGAUGUCAUGAUUUGACAACAUUAAUACAUUCUACUUCUACAGCGACUUUCUCUUUUCUAAAAAAAGUGUCUAUUUUCAACUGUCCCAACUUGCAGUGUUUAUUUACAUCUUCAGCAGCAGAAAAGUUGAUGAACCUAGAGGAGAUCAAGGUGGUGGGAUGUGAAUCAAUGAAAGAAAUUAUGGCUAAAGAGAGCAAUGCAACUUCAGAAGCCAUUAAAUUUAAGAGACUCAACACCAUUGUUUUGUGUGAUUUACGAAGUUUGUUAUGCUUCUACUCGGGCAAUCACACUCUGAAAUUAACGUCUUUGAUAACAGUUCAUAUAGAGCAAUGCUUCAAUAUGAAGUUUUUCUCUGAGAGAGUCAUAUAUGCAGAAUCAUUCCAGGGAAUUCAGACGGGGCCGACUACAAGUGGAGGUUUGCUUUUCCACAAAGAUCUUAACACCACUGUAAAGGCGAUAAUGCAGCGACAGGAAAUACGAACGUGCUUAUGGACAAGCAUGUGCUUCCUAGCACAAGCAUGCUUUUAUCCUGGAAGAUUUACUCUGGAAUGCCCUGACUUAAAUCAUUUAGAGGUGUUGUUUUGUGAUAAAUUGAAGACAUUUCAAAAUCAACAAGAGCCACAAACCUCUACUUCAGUUAAUAAGCAACCCCUUUUCUCGGAAGGAAAGACUAAUUUCGUUCUGGAGUCACUGAAGCUCGAUUGGGAAAACGCUAGGAUGCUAUUGCUAUGCAACAAAAAUUUUGAGAGACAUGCUUCAUAAAUUAGUUGAACUUGAGCUGGAUUUUAAAGAUGUCCAGGAGGUACCGAG
Molecule: messenger RNA, 5343 nt
Organism: Cajanus cajan (pigeon pea)
Lineage: Eukaryota; Viridiplantae; Streptophyta; Magnoliopsida; Fabales; Fabaceae
Source: RefSeq, a predicted model, not a curated record